AUGUUCUCAUCCGCCUUCAAGUCAUUCACAUCAAAUAUCACGUCAAAUUAUGAACUGUCCAAACAGCCCUCUGCCACGGCUGGCGUCUGGACCAUAUUCGAUGCCAAGAAGAAGAAUACCGGCGCCCAAGUCUCGGUGUUCAUUUUUGACAGAAAGUCUCUCGAUAUCACCAGCAGCGGGUUUGGAGCACGUGCUACUAGUGCCGCCUCGGUGCGCAAGGUCCAGGAUGAGGUGAUCGAGAGACUGAAAAAAGAAGCCAGCAGUCUGGCUCGGCUGCGUCACCCUUCGAUCUUGCAACUGGUAGAGCCCGUCGAGGAGACUCGCAGCGGUGGGUUGAUGUUUGCGACAGAGCCUGUUUUGUGCUCCUUAGCUGCAGCGCUGGCACAAAAAGACAGAACUGGUGGCCAACCUGACAGAGGCAUCUCGAGAUCCGCGUCUAAUGAUGGCACCGUUUCGAGAGCAUUACAAGACAUAGACAUGGAUGAGUUGGAGAUCCAGAAAGGUUUGCUCCAGGUGGCUAAAGGAUUGGAGUUCCUCCACGAUUCUGCCAAGCUUGUUCAUGGAAACUUGAACCCAGAUGCCAUCAUAAUCAAUGCGAAAUCGGACUGGAAAAUCUCAGGGCUUGGUUUUGCAGGACCGCCCGAUGGAGCCGAAGGACAUCAGCCUGUUCCGCAAAUCCCGCUUUCCGAGGUCCUGUAUCAUGAUUCUCGAAUACCACGAUCUGUGCAGUUGGACCUCGAUUAUACCUCGCCCGAUUUCGUGCUCGACACUAACAUCAAUGUCUUGGCCGAUAUAUUCUCCUUAGGCAUGGUUGUCUUAGCAUGCUACAGACAUCCGCACAGAUCGCCUAUUGAAACUCAUGGAAAUCAGUCGACGUAUAAGAAGAUCUUCAGCAAUGCUUCAACUGUGCCUACCAGUGCCAACAAUUUCCUUUCAGAAGAUGCUUUACCGCGCGAGCUCAAUGUUACACUUCCCAGGAUGUUGACCAGGCGGCCGGCGCAGCGAAUGACAGCAACCGAAUUCCAACAGUCGCAGUAUUUUGAUAAUAUCUUGGUGAACACCAUACGGUUCCUGGACGCCUUCCCAGCGAAGACUCCGGCCGAGAAGACACAAUUUAUGAAAGGCCUCGGUCGAGUGAUGCCUCAAUUUCCGCCUUCGGUACUGGGUAAGAAGAUACUUGGUGUGCUGCUUGAUGAGAUGAAGGACCGCGAGCUCUUGCCCUUGAUAAUGCAGAACAUCUUCCAUAUCGUCAAAAUCAUCCCUUCCAGCAAGGAAAUCAUGGCGGACAAGGUGCUCCCGAGGAUGCGAGACAUAUUCUUGGCGAAAUCCAAGUCUGAAGAUAGGGAUAGUAGCAAGGAAGCCGCUCUAUUGUCGACGCUCAGCAACGUCCAGCUUAUCGCCGACAAUUGCUUGGCAAAGCAGUUCAAGGACGACCUGUUGCCGAUAGUCUUUAUGGCGAUGGAGUCUUCCACGCAUUCCUUGACCGAUGCUGCCCUCCAAACGCUACCGAUCAUUCUGCCAUUGCUUGAUUUCUCAACAGUGAAGCAUGACGUCUUCCCCGUGGUUGCUAGCGUCUUCAGUAAGACGAACAGUUUGAGCAUCAAAAUUCGUGGCCUUGAAGCAUUGGGCGUGCUGUGCGGAGUAUCGACGGCUCGAAUUGAGAAUGACAUGGAUGAUUAUUCUGGCAAGCUCGAGCCAGAAAGGCAGGGCAAGAAUGUCUCAAGCCUCGACAAAUUUACGAUGCAGGAGAGAGUGGUCCCACUCUUGAAGGCCAUCAAGACCAAGGAGCCGGCAGUGAUGAUGGCCGCUCUGAAGGUUUUCCGCCAGAUUGGCACUGUCGCAGACACGGAAUUCUUGGCCCUUGAUGUCUUGCCCAUCCUCUGGAAUUUCAGCCUGGGUCCUCUGCUCGACCUUAACCAGUUCAAGUCAUUCAUGGAUGUCAUCAAGGCACUAUCGGCGAAGAUCGAACGAGAACAACUUCGUAAAUUGCAAGAACUCUCCUCGAGCAGAGCAUCUGAGCCCAAGGGGAAGUCUACAUUGCCGUUCGCGCCGACUAAUGGAACAACAGAGGGGAAUCAGCUCGGUAGCACGGAAGACGACUUCGAGAAGCUCGUGCUUGGAAGUAAGAACGCUGACAAGAUUGAUGUCUUCGCAGGCGUUCUCUCCGAAGGGCAAAAACUUACUCAGAACCCACCCUCCUUCUCAUGGGCUCCAGCAAACGCCACGAACGCGAAGAUGGCGUCUAAUCAAACAACAUCGUCUCUGCCUUUUCUGCAGCCGCAACCAAUGUCUCGAUCAAUCACACCGGACGUCGGCGUUUCGGCGUUUUCCAGUCUCCAACCUCUGCAGCCAUCAACAGCCUCUGUCUGGGGAGUUCACUCACACUCGCCCGUGUCUGUUCAAAGCCAGCAGCAGGCGAAGCAUCCUACGAACUACCUUUCCAACCCUCCAAGCUCGAUGUCUCCGCCAGCGGUCUCAUCAAAUCCGACCUGGCAGCUUCCACCGCCGCCAGGCCCCCAACAGUCGCCGAACUCAGUGCUCACACCUAGUAUAGCCCCGCCCCCUGGAGUGAGCACACAGGCAAGUGUCUGGCCGCGGCCGGGGUACAAUAACGUUGGAAUGUCCUCGCAGCCCGGCACUGGUUUUAGUGGCUUCGGCGGAUCGAUGAACGUACUGCAACCUCAACAGCCGCUGUCUCAGCAAAAGAAAACCGGUCUAGACAAAUAUGAAUCGCUUCUUUGA
Messenger RNA from Cladophialophora yegresii CBS 114405, 2742 nucleotides. Its product is annotated as SCY1 protein kinase. The transcript has a single exon. Gene Ontology annotation, molecular function: ATP binding; protein kinase activity. NCBI's taxonomy places the organism in Eukaryota, Fungi, Ascomycota, Eurotiomycetes, Chaetothyriales, Herpotrichiellaceae. Bases 1 to 2742 code for a protein of 913 amino acids. Gene Ontology annotation, biological process: protein phosphorylation. The record is from RefSeq and is a predicted model, not a curated record.